Molecule: messenger RNA, 1467 nt
Organism: Naegleria fowleri
Lineage: Eukaryota; Heterolobosea; Eutetramitea; Acrasida; Naegleriidae
Exons: 1
Coding region: 1-1467 (488 amino acids)
Source: RefSeq, a predicted model, not a curated record
AUGAAUCACACAGACACUUCCAAAGAAGAAAUUCCAUCGGAACAAUGUCAAACUCCUCCAGAACCCAUUCCCGAUCAUCUUUUUGAAGAUAUUUGUCAACACUAUGAAGAAUUGAUGGAUCAUCCUUACAAAUACUUGUUCAGUGCUUCUCAAUGGUUGCGUUGGUAUCAUCAUUAUCAACAACAAUCCGACACGUUCGCACUGAAAUUGAUGAGACGAGUCGUUCAAAGUGGCACUCUUCAUGCAUUCCGAACCUUACAAUUUGUACCUCAAGACUUUCAUCAUGAUGUCAACACUCGUUCUUGUAAUGAUAACAAUAUUGAUAUUAAUUAUAAUAUUAAUAACUAUAUUUAUAAUAAUCUUGGACAAGAAGGAUCAUCUAAAGACGCGAAUAAUGUUGACAACAUGAAAGUGAAUAUUAACAAGGAAGAAUUAAUUCAAAGUGCAUGUCAUGUACAGUAUUAUUCAGAUCAAUUGGCUGCCAAAUGCAUUUCAGAGAGUUUGAAAGUGAGACCAAUCUUUGGAAAGACAAAAAUUUCCAUUUUUGAAGGAGAUUGUUUAGAAGUGGCCAUUCAUUUGUUGAAGACUUUGAAAAGUUCUAGUGUCACUACUUCUUCUGCCACUUCUAAUGUCACUCCUUUAAGUGUUGUGGAUACUUCCUCUUUCUCCUCGUCACAACAAUCACUCGAUGAAAAAAACAAGUCAUUCAUCCAUAAGAAGAACAAGAAGAAUUCAUUUCGAAAGGAGACUGUCUCCACCAAUUCCAAAACGAUUGACUCGACUUGUCAAGAACCACCUCUCGAUUUUGAAAAUGAUUCAUGUCCUUCCGAUAUGGUGGUUGUUGUUGAACAAUUCAAAGUGGCUCUCUUGAACAUGGCCUCCGCAAAAAGACCAGGUGGAGGAUAUCGAGAAGGAGCAGGUUCACAAGAGGAAAAUCUCUUUCGAAGGACCUCUCUUGCCUUUUCCUUGGAAGACAUUGAAUCUUACGAUUCGCAACGUCAAUGGUAUUAUCCUAUUGAAAAGCAUGGAGGUGUCUAUGUUCCAUCGGUUCAAGUCAUUCGAGGAAGUGAAUCGAAAGGUUAUCCCUUUCUGAAUGAAAUUUACACCUUGGAUGUGGUGUGUGUUGCAGCAUUGAGAACACCAAAAUUGGAUCACACAGGUACUCGAAUUGAUGCGUCACUUGUGGAUACAGUGCGUCGAAAAAUUCGACUCAUCUUUGCAAUGGCUCUCCAACAUGGAGUGACACAUUUGGUGUUGAGUGCGUUCGGAUGUGGUGCCUAUCGAAACCCACCUCAACAUGUCGCUCAAUUAUUUAAGCAAGUAUUAAUGCAAGAGUUUGAUGGAAAGUUUGCUCAGGUAAUUUUUGCAAUUUAUAAUGAUGCAAAUGCGUGGAGGAGAGGAGAUGGAGGAAAUGUGGAACCUUUUGAAAAGGAAUUUGGAAUUAAGGCAAGUGUGUUUGAAAAGUAA